AUCUUGCCAAGUUGCCUCAAGUCGCGUCCUGGAACGUCGCACCCGAGUCGCUUUUAGACGUUCCCACUGCAAAAAUGGCCCUUGCUCAGAAGUCUGUUGCAAUGCGCGCGGGCUCGCGUCGCCCUGUCAAGGUGCGCGCGAGCGCGGAGCCCGCGACUGUGCAGGCACCGCCCGCGCGGGUCGUGGUCAAGGCCCACGGUGCCUACACCGUUAAGGGAACGGUUCGCAAAAUUAACGAGGACCGAUUCGAUGUCAAGGUGGCGGGCCCCGGCGCCGCGGGUGAGCCGUUCGCCUGGGCCGGCGUGUACGACGGGCACGGCGGCUUCGCCACUGCGGAUUGGCUGCAGAAGCGGCUGUUUGGCGUGGUGGAGAAGGAGUGGGCGGCGGGGUUCAAGCCCGAGUACACCAUCACCGAGGCCUACCUGGCCGCUGACAAGCAGCUGCUGAGCACCGGCGCCGGCUUCAUGGGCAUGGGCGAGCGCGGCGUGGGCGGCAGCAAGUGUGGCGCCACCGCGGCCACCACGCUGCUGUUCCCCGCGGCGGACGGCACCACGCAGCUGCUGGCGGCCAACUGCGGCGACGCGCGCAUUGUGCUGGUGCGCGGAGGCCAGGCGGUGCAGCUGAGCGAGGACCACGUGCCCGACCGUGAGGCGGAGCGCCGCCGCAUCGAGUCCAUGAACCCCAACCCCAAGCUGCCGCUGGUGCGCUAUGUGGGCGGCACGUGGCGUGUGGGCGGCCUGCUGGCGCUCAGCCGCGCGUUCGGGGACGCAUACCUCAAGAGCAGCCUGCAGUUUGAGGGCAUGCCCGCCGGUAGCGACGGCUACAGCUCCGGUUUCGGCGUCAUUGCGGAGCCCUACACACAACUCACGCCGCUCACAGCCGAGGACAGCUGGCUGGUGGUGGCCAGUGACGGGCUGUACGCGGAGGAGGAGCGCGGCGGCGGAGGCGGCCUGGACAACGCCGGCCUGGUGGAGUUGCUGUCCUCGGUGCCCGCCGGCGCCGACCUCAACAAGGUGGCCCAGACCCUGGCCAGCACCGCCGUCACGCUGGGCUCCACGGACGACGUGACGCUGGUGGUGAUGCGACUGGGCACCGCCUAGGCCGCACGCCGGCAGGCACACAGGCGGCUGAGUCCCUAGGCGGCGGAGUCCUAGGCGGCGGAGUCUAGGUAAAAGGUUUGUUGCAGGCGAACGGGUUGGAAGGGCAGAUGUUGGUAGAGUGUGCCGAUUGGAGGCUCCGAGGCAGGUGGCUGUCGCAGCCGCUCGACAGGGGCGCACGGGACUUGGGUGAGCAGAGUGCCUGACAGGAUUGCUUUUGCGCACAGCAGCAGUGUGAGCGAGUAGCGAGGAGAAGAAGUAAGAAAGGAAAGAGGGCGCAGGUCCGACCCUGUACUGAGUGUUAUUAGCAGGUGCGAGACGAUCGUGCUUUUGCAUGAGGUUUUGAAUGGAAGGAAAUAAGACGGUUGGUCAGUUGCUUUGCGUGUGCGCGUUGUGCCGCAUUCCGGCGGCUUGGUCUGGAGGGGCUUGUGAAGCCGUAUGGUAUAAGGGUGCUCUGCAAAUGAUUUUGAUUGUGUUGACCGAUGGGGUGAGGUGAGGGUUGGUUACGUUUGGCGAUUGGUGUGGCUGUGCCUGUAUGCUCGGGCGUUUUGCUUUGCGUUGGCCGGUUGCGUGUGUCAAACCCUGUGGAGUCCCCGGUUCAGAACUGAUUAUAACGAGAGCGCACAGGCGCGUGUAGGCUGCACAUGCGUUGAAAGGAGCAUUGAGCGUUCGGGAAAAGCGACGACGCAGGAUGGUGGUCGGGGAUGGUGGGCAGGGAUACGCUCGUGCUGACAGGAUGCAGGCGACGUAAAGCUAGGUACACACAUACGGGCAAGUAGCAUUGCGCUGUCAAGCUGUCGGCAUGCAGAAAGCGAGAGCAUGCGUCCGAGUGUAUACCCUUGUAAACCAAAUUCAAU
Messenger RNA from Chlamydomonas reinhardtii, 1954 nucleotides. RefSeq lists its product as uncharacterized. Lineage: Eukaryota; Viridiplantae; Chlorophyta; Chlorophyceae; Chlamydomonadales; Chlamydomonadaceae. The coding region runs from base 75 to 1100 and encodes 341 amino acids. Gene Ontology annotation, biological process: protein dephosphorylation. The record is from RefSeq and is a predicted model, not a curated record. The transcript is spliced from 10 exons. Gene Ontology annotation, molecular function: protein serine/threonine phosphatase activity.